Molecule: messenger RNA, 1595 nt
Organism: Odontomachus brunneus
Lineage: Eukaryota; Metazoa; Arthropoda; Insecta; Hymenoptera; Formicidae
Exons: 2
Coding region: 31-372 (113 amino acids)
Source: RefSeq, a predicted model, not a curated record
GAAUAUGGGCGCUCGCCUAUCUCGCUCUCAAUGACUCUCGAAACUGGUGCGCCCACAUUCCUCGAAGGCACGCACAGCGCAACCCACGACGUAAACUCUCCCACCGCGCUCUCGUUCACUAUCUACUGCCGUAAAACUACCCACCAGUGUUUCGCUCUGAUUCUAACCACGUCCCUCGGUUCUCCUCUGCGUUCGACGAUAAAAUACCCAUCUUGUCAGCGAUCUGCUGUGACGACAUUUCUUGGUAGUCUCGAGUCGUCUGCGGCACCAUCGGGAACGCCAGUCGAGGAAAACGUCCCGCAUAAUGCGAAGCAUAUCCGCUCGGCAUACCUGCGGAAAUGCAGUGGGGAUUUCUCAGAACGCACAGUAUAAAGCAACCGUGGGCAAAGUUCCGAGAAGGUUCACCACGUUUGCGACCUUUACGGAUGUCCUGUGGAAUCGUGUGCCCGAGGCGUGAGAAGACCAUGUCAUACAAUUGUCACAGGUAAUAAUAAGAUGCGACAGAAUUGCGAACUGCGAGUCGCGAGCCAGGAGAGGCCAUCGAGCCAUUUAAUACUUGGGAAAAUAAUCCGGCCGCGCUGAGGUCUCGGUAGUCACGAAAUUCCCACGUGCGCUCGCUGCUUUCUAUCUCUCCGAAAAGUGGCGUGGAUAUUUUUUGGUAUAAUGUAGAGACAUGUUAAAAAAAAUUAGGAAAUACAGAUAAAUCCUUGAAACUGUAUAAAUUUCAAAGUACCAGCUCGCUCGUGCAUUCCUCUCUCACGAAUUUCCAUUAAAAAAUGUUGAAAUUUGUCAGAAGCGAGAUUCGAACCCACGCUCACAGAAGUGGACUACGACCUGUAUGAGCACAGCGCUCGGUUAUUCUGAUUAGAAAUUAUAAAAUUAUUAACACAUGUGUGACGCACUAGUUUCGCACUAUAGAUUCAUCUUUACUCAAAAUUUUCAAUUUUACUUAACAUAUUCUCUACUAACGUCACAUGACAACAAUAUUUUUCUUUGUAUAUCCGCAAACGAGCCAAAUCUGUUUUACGCGAUUACAUGAAAGCAAACGUAACGUGUGUAGUCUGUGGAGAGAGAAUCCCUCCAAAUAAACCACAGUCCAAAUACACGAUUCUCAUGUUCUAACGAACAAUAAAUAAUUGUAACAUUAAUGUGACAGAGAAUCAUAAGAAAACAUAGAUUAAAAGGAUAGGUUGCAUGUCGUUAAUUUUACGGUAAUUUAUUGAUUUUUAGAACGAAAGGAAAGUAUCGGGACUAUUUCACAGAUUUGCCCGAUCGAUUGUAAAUGUUACUUUACUAUAUCUUUUCUAUUUCAACGUACUUUGCAAGAAUUUUUCGCAUAUUUACUCACUUUUGACGUCGUCAGUCAAGAGUUAUAACAGCAGUAAUUAUUUUUCGAAAAUAUUCGAAUAAUAAUCGUGACGAAUGUCACGACACUGUGGACGAUCUAUACGAUUGUCAAUUAUAUCAGAAAGAUCGCUCUCGCGGUGUCUCACGUUCUUCCCGCUGAGACAAUAAUUCUGACUGACGCUAAGGAAAGAAUAACGAGCGACGGUGAUGAGAACAUUCUCGCCCCGAUACGGGUUACAAUAAUAACU